UCUUGUGGAGGCAAAAAUGAACUUCUGGCGAAUGACUUGAUCGUGAAAUGCCGAAUUUUCGGCAUGGGUUCGCAGAGCCAGUCAGACGCAAGUCAGCUCAAUUCUAUUAUCAAAUCCUUUGGUGAGACUCCAGAUAGAACUGAAAAGCUAGGUUAUUUGAAAAACCUCACAAGUCAAGCUCUUCCCAGUUUAUCCUUAGUUGAAGUAGAGGCCCAAUUUUUCUCAAGAAUCUUGCCAAAGGUAUAUGAUGCUGUUUAUGAGGCCAUUUUGGAAAUAGAGCAGAUUAUUAAGUCACUACAAGCACAGGCUGUUGAUCAAGAAAGAAGCCAUGACAGAUUACAAACAGUCCAGUCACUUCUACAGCUAGUUAUGGCAUUUAUGGAGUGUCUGGAGACUUGUGUUGGGAAUGUGACUCAACUUUCCCUUACAGAGGAACUCUUUAUUGAAAACAUUCAUUCCCUUCCAUCAGCUGUACUGCAGACUGUGAAUGCUACUUUUAAACACUGCAAGGAUAGUGAAAAAGUGUAUGGUGAUUUGUUCCAUGUUGUGUCUCAGGAUCUAGCCAUGUUGUUUAAGAGAUCUUACCAGCUACAGAAGGGAUUGAUGGAGUUACUUGACAAAGUCCAGUUAAAUUAUGAUGCAUCUGAUGAGGAUGUUAGAGAUAUUACAGAAGUGUGCCAUCAGCUCCUUGAAGUUUGCAUUCUUAUUGGUGAUUUGGAUACAAGUAUAUUGGUGAACACAUGGAAAGUGUUAAAAAAACUUGUAACCAAGCAUAGAGAUCAUAUCAAGAACUAUUUAGAAGUGGACAGGUUGAUUUGUCAUUUGUGUACCUCAAUUGAGACCAAACUAAUGCGAUGUGUUCAACUUGCCCCAUUCAGAGCAGAAGAUACUGGUAGUUCUGAUGGUCAAAAGGUUACUGGUGAUGAAGUGGCUCUGGCUAAGAUGCUUAAAAUUAUGCGAUUUUUGGUGGGUCACCUUGUUCAUCUCACAAAGGAAUAUGAUGGUUACUAUGACACAUGUUUGGAAAAUAUUUUUCAUUUUCUGUUAAUGAUUCAAAGCACUUUACCUCCAAGCCUAAGUGCUCCAAAAAUUGAUGCUUCUGCAGUUCAGGGUAUAAAAUCUGCCUUAUUAAUAGUGGUGGAGCCAUUGCUUUCUGUUAUUGUGAAAAACAAACACUUUGCCAAACUAAUAACUAGGAAAUCAUUAGUGGUGGAUGACAAGAGUCACUUUGCACACUGCUGUUUGCUGGUUACUAUUCUGAGUGUUCUACCAAGUACACCAGAGGAUGUAUUUGCAUAUUGGAUCUCACCUACUAAUUACCCAGAGGAGGAAUGUUGUCAUUCACUUUUGGAGGCAGUGUUUCAGUAUUUCAGUCAGUGUGUUGUGGAGGUUAGCCUGCCAUUAUGUGUAGAAGGUGUGAUGAGCAAGGGAAAACCAUUGAGAGAGGUAACUUUGUAUGAGCAUGUUUGUACUAGAAUGUGCUCUCUUGUGGCUUCCACACCAGCAGUAUGUUUUUCUGCUGUGGAACGAUGCCUGUUGGAGCACAUCCUUCAGGAUGACCUGCUGUGUGCUUUGCUCUCGAGUGACGUGUGGUGCUUCAUGGCAAGGUGGGGCUCUGCCGAGCUGUGUUCGGGACAUGUGAUAGUUCUUACUCAACUGUUAUCACAGUUGCCUGCUUCAAGUGCUGGUUAUGUCCAUUUGUCGCUGCUCAUUCAACGUCUUACUCGCCUUAUGGCUGUGGAACAUCAAGAGAAUCUUGCUGUUUCUUUUCCACCGUCGAAAGAAGAAAACAUCGCCGCGUGGUGCAUUUAUCCCUUACGAGAUAUGCCCGAGAGCGUCAAGAAAAAGGUUUGCCGUUCUCUUGUUCCCUUGUGUGUACAAGUUUGUCACUCGCGAAUAGCGAACCAAUCAGCAGAAGACAACGAGCUCAUGUCGCGCUGCUUAAGUUGUCUCCGGCGAGUUUACAGCCUACCCAAAACGGAAGGCUAUAUACCUCCUGUUCAUCACUCUGCUACCAUUGGUCUUAUCAACGACUUGUGGUCGCUUUGUUGUCAAGGAAGUGAGCAAGUAGAACGAUUUAGAAUCCAUAUGUGGUGCAAGUUACUGGAUUUGACGUCCACCUUGCUUCCCUUGAUCCAGCCUGAAGAUUACGCAACGAUACUUAUUGGCUUACGAAGUCUCCUUGAUAAGAAGCCUACUGUAGGAGUUCGCCAGGCAGCCGCAGAGUUUCUCGGGAGAUGCGGCAGUAAAGAAAUCCCAGAACACCUUGAGUCCGCAGUGUUAAGCGACAUCAGCGCCAUGUUCUCCGCAUUGGUCAAUGACACGCACUGGUUGGUUCAUCAGCAAGCAUUUCAGAGCGUUAAGGCAUUCGCAGAGGUCACCCGAUACACUCACGUGAUGGGAGAUUGUGUUCCAGAGAAUUUACUUCCCAGUUUGUCAGAUUUUCUAAAUCAGCUUCCUUAUCGGCACAGUGAACUCGGAGUUGGAGACAUGACUGAAUUCGAUGUAGAGUUUUUAAGACAACAACUCGGAACGGAGGCAUGGAGUAAAACACAGAUCACGCCGUCCAAUGACAUUCAAGAAACAGAGAUACCAUUUAUGGACACAAGGGGUCGAUUACGGAACGAUAGUGCGAAUGAAAACAAAGAGAUAGAGCCCGAACCAAAACGUUUAAAAACACAGCACGAUUUACCCAGUGAAAGUCAGGGGGAGGCACUUUAUGAUGAAGCGAUACAGAAAUUGAAGAUACCUGUCUCAACAAUCCUUGAUCUAAGAAAGCAGUUUGCCCCUUCAGCAAAAGUCGUAGAGAACGUGGAAGAAAUUCAAACAUUGUUGCAAAAGUUUCUCAGCGGAAGCGCCGCUAAAUGAUACACUCGCCGUGCAGCAAAUCGCAACUGAGUGGAUAAUGAAUGACAAGAAUGCGCUUUAUGUGUGCAAAGUUUGAGUUUGCAUCUUCAAGGCAUUCUACAAAUGUUGCGCUCUUUUCUAUAAAUUCCGUAUUUUUCACACGCCUGACCUUUCACAGACACCAGAUUUGUUGACUGGACAUAUUAAUAUGUAUGCUAGAUUCGACUAGAUUCGAAGGAUGUUGUUUUUAAGUGAGUUUUUUUAUAACUUGUAAAUAAAGAAAAUUGAAAU
This is a messenger RNA of Pocillopora verrucosa, 3138 nucleotides long. RefSeq names its product FIGNL1-interacting regulator of recombination and mitosis. The record is from RefSeq and is a predicted model, not a curated record. Lineage: Eukaryota; Metazoa; Cnidaria; Anthozoa; Scleractinia; Pocilloporidae.